Phacochoerus africanus (Common warthog) is the source of this 1724-nucleotide messenger RNA. RefSeq names its product ring finger protein 187 (gene RNF187). The transcript is spliced from 5 exons. The record is from RefSeq and is a predicted model, not a curated record. NCBI's taxonomy places the organism in Eukaryota, Metazoa, Chordata, Mammalia, Artiodactyla, Suidae. The annotation marks the transcript as partial.
GCCCUCCUUGAGGGCCCCAUCACCGCCGCCCUGGCGCUUCCCGGGGGCCCCGCUGAGGCCGCCUGCGCCCUAUGCCAGCGCGCGCCCCGCGAGCCAGUGCGUGCCGAUUGCGGCCAUCGCUUCUGCCGGGCGUGCGUGGUGCGAUUCUGGGCCGAGGAAGACGGGCCCUUCCCGUGUCCCGAGUGCGCCGACGACUGCUGGCAGCGCGCGGUGGAGCCCGGCCGUCCGCCGCUCAGCCGCCGCCUCCUGGCGCUGGAGGAGGCGGCCGCGGCGCCCGCGCGCGACGGUCCGGCCUCUGAGGCGGCGCUGCAGCUCCUGUGCCGUGCCGACGGGGGCCCUCUGUGCGCCACUUGCCGCAUGGCCGCGGGGCCCGAGCCGCCCGAGUGGGAGCCCCGCUGGAGGAAGGCGCUGCGCGGCAAGGAGAACAAGGGGUCUGUGGAGAUCAUGAAGAAAGAUCUGAAUGAUGCUCGUGACCUGCAUGGCCAGGCUGAGUCUGCAGCUGCUGUGUGGAAGGGACACGUGAUGGACCGGAGGAAGAAGGCCUUGACUGACUACAAGAAGCUUCGGGCCUUCUUUGCCGAGGAGGAACGGCGCUUCCUGAAGGAAGCAGAGAAAGAAGAAGGAUCCCCAGAGGAUGAGGAUGAGGACCCGGCGGAGAGGUUCAGGUCUCUGCUGCAGGCUGUGUCGGAGCUGGAAAGGAGGCACCGCAACCUGGGCCUCAGCAUGCUGCUUCAGCCCAAGUUGACUGAUACAAGAGCUUAUGGAAAAAUGUAAAUUCCUGCCUCUUCCCAUGGAACUAGUCUUCAGGGAAGAAAGGAAGAGGGAAGUUCCCAGAAGUAAUGCCAUUGCAGGAAAACCCAGUCUGUUUGUGGAUCUCCAGGACAAGUCCCUGAACUUGGCAUAAAAAUCCUGAAGUGUUGCACCAGGCCAAAAGUUAGUUGCCAUAGGGAAAGAUGCACAGGCUGGAAUUAUAAGAUAAGGAAAUUAGACAUUUUAAUUUUAUUUGUGUGACUAUUGCAUGUAGGGCACUGUGCCAAAACUUCUCUAGGCUUCAUAGAGUUUAGAAUUAGAGCAAUGGGCAGACACAGAAGAAAAGGACCCUGGGGACCAGACUUAACACUGUUGUCUCAGGUAACAUGAGACCGUAGGAACAGAGGGGGAACAUUGCCCAGCGCACCUAAGUGACUGCAGGACCAACACUUUAAUUAUACAUUUCUCAGUAAAGCAUUUGGACAUAUAUCCUGGCUACAAAUUGGCUUAUAGUUUCCAAAUACAGUUGGACCUAAAACUCUGCUUUGAUGGCUAAGUGAUGUGAACCUGACCAGAAAAGAAUGACCAAGAGUGUAAUAGAGCUCUCCUGAGAAACAGUAUGAAGAGGAUAUGUGUGUGUGUGUGUGUGUGUGUGUGUGUGUAUGAUAUAUAUGAUAUACAUAUUACCUGAGAGAGAGACUGAGACAGAAACAAAAAUAGUUAUUUCAAGGGAAUGACUCAUUUGAUUGUGGGGCUGUUAAGUCAAAUCUGCGGGGUAGACCAAUAGGCUGGAGACCCAGGGAAGAGUCCAUGUUGAAGCUCAUGUCCAAAGGCCAUCUGGAGGCGGAAUUCUCCCUUCUUCAGGGAAUGUUAGUCUUUAUCACUAAGGCCUUCAGCUGAUUGGAUGCAUCCCACCCACAUUAUGCAUUCUCAUCUGCUUUACUCAGAGUCUAUUGAUUAAAAUGUCAAUUGUA